This is a messenger RNA of Arabidopsis lyrata subsp. lyrata, 764 nucleotides long. RefSeq names its product 30S ribosomal protein S16-2, chloroplastic/mitochondrial. Bases 97 to 504 code for a protein of 135 amino acids. The record is from RefSeq and is a predicted model, not a curated record. The transcript has 3 exons. Gene Ontology annotation, molecular function: structural constituent of ribosome. Gene Ontology annotation, biological process: mitochondrial translation. Gene Ontology annotation, cellular component: small ribosomal subunit; ribosome. Lineage: Eukaryota; Viridiplantae; Streptophyta; Magnoliopsida; Brassicales; Brassicaceae.
AUUCAGAGUUUUCGAAAUCAACAAAAUUGAAAUCUCUCACUCUCUAUCUCUCUUGGUGAUCAUUUCGUUUUUUUCCGGUAGAAAGGGAGGAGAAACAUGGUUGUGCGGAUCAGAUUAUCGAGAUUUGGAUGCAAAAAUCGGCCAUUUUUUAGGGUUAUGGCCGCUGAUAGCAGAUCUCCAAGAGACGGGAAGCAUCUCGAGGUCUUAGGUUACUUCAAUCCUUUGCCAGGCCAGGACGGUGGUAAGAGGAUGGGUCUCAAGUUCGAUCGAAUUAAGUACUGGUUAUCUGUUGGUGCUCAGCCAUCAGACCCGGUUCAACGCCUCCUAUUCAGAUCCGGUUUACUUCCUCCUCCUCCAAUGGUGGCUAUGGGACGUAAAGGUGGAGCACGAGACACACGCCCUGUUGAUCCAAUGACUGGUCGCUACGUAGAUGCAGAGAAUAAAACAGUUAAUGCCAGUGAUAACCAGCCUAAGGAAGAGGAUACAGAAGACAAGAGUGCAUAAUUCAUUAGCCUUUUGUCGUCGUAGCUUUUAAGCUCACUUUGUUACCGAUCAUAUCUUGUGUAAUACACUGUACUAGUUUAUCUUCGCUUGUUCCUCUGUUUGGCGAUAAACGGCAAAAAUGUUUUAAAGCCUUUUGCAAAACCGCCACAUAUUUUGCAUUGGUUGUUUUGGCCAUUUACAUUUUUUGAUCUAUGUUUCGAACUUUUUUAUUUUAUUUUUUUCGAAAUUUUGUUAAUACUAUAUUACUAAUACGUUAAACA